UGCAUGUUGGCAAUGUUGCUCGGUAGUGCUAAAUGGUGCUAAACAUAUAAAACCUAUCCUUGCCCUUAGCAGCCCUCAGUCAGUGCCUCAGUGCCCUUUGUGACUUCAGUUGUGUAUAUUAGUGUCAGAGUAUUCCUAGUGCUUUUGAAUGAAAACAAUCAUACGAAAAUCAGCAGCUGAAUUGAACAGGCAAUAACAUAACAAAUAUUUGUGUGUUUAUGUGCAUUUAUAUAUACAGUUUAUAUAUUUAUUGUAAAAAUGACUUCAAUUAUCAAAUUACAAGCUCUUUCGGGAGCAAUGGAUGAGUCUCCACCAUGCUACCUAUUGCAGGUAGAUGAUGUUCGUAUACUUUUGGACUGUGGUUGGAAUGAACACUUUGAUCCAGAAUUUAUGAAAGAAUUAAAAAGACAUGCCAAUACAAUAGAUGCUGUACUGCUCUCAUACCCAGAUGCCUCACAUUUAGGUGCAUUGCCCUACAUGGUUGGAAAAUUAGGACUCAAUUGCCCAAUAUAUGCCACAAUACCUGUAUAUAAGAUGGGACAAAUGUUUAUGUAUGAUCUGUACCAAUCUCACACAAAUGUCGAAGACUUUAACUUAUUUACUUUGGAUGAUGUAGAUUUAGCUUUUGAGAAAAUUACACAAUUGAAAUAUAAUCAGAGUGUAUCCAUGAAAGGCAAAGGAUAUGGAUUAACAAUAACUCCACUGCCAGCUGGACACAUGAUUGGUGGAACAAUUUGGAAGAUUAUGAAAGUUGGUGAAGAGGAUAUCAUUUAUGCUAAUGAUUUUAAUCACAAGAAAGAGAGACAUUUGAAUGGCUGCGAAUUGGAAAAGUUGCAGCGACCCUCAUUGUUUAUAACAGAUGCAUUCAAUGCAACCUACCAACAAGCAAGGCGCAGAACUAGGGAUGAAAAAUUAAUGACUAAUAUCCUUCAGACAUUAAGGAAUAAUGGGAACGUGCUAAUAUCAGUUGACACGGCCGGACGAGUUUUGGAAUUAGCACACAUGUUAGAUCAAUUGUGGAGGAACAAAGAAUCAGGACUAUUCGCAUAUUCCCUGGCAUUAUUAAAUAACGUCAGCUACAACGUUGUCGAAUUUGCCAAAUCACAAAUAGAAUGGAUGAGCGAUAAACUCAUGAAAAGUUUCGAAGGAGCGAGAAAUAAUCCAUUUCAAUUCAAACAUUUGCAAUUGUGUCAUUCCCUGCACGAACUAUCGAAAGUCCCCAGUCCGAAAGUCGUUUUAGCCAGUUGCGCAGAUAUGGAAAGCGGAUUUUCCAGAGAAUUAUUCCUGCAGUGGUGCUCCAAUCCUAAUAACAGUAUAAUUAUCACUACUAGGACUUCUCCUGGCACUUUGGCUAGAGAUUUGGUUGACAAUGGUGGAAACCGAACAAUUGAUUUGGAAGUGAAGAAGCGUGUGAAACUUGAGGGACCUGAACUAGAAGAAUACGAACGUCAGAAGAAGGAAAAAGCUGAGGAAGAAGAUCGUAACAAGUUAGACGAAGAUUCUGACUCUGAUGACGACAUUGAAAUGAGUGUAAUAUCCAAAGGAAAGCAUGACAUUGUGAUUAAACAGGAAGGUAAAAUCCAUGGUGGUUUCUUUAAAGCUACAAAGAAGCAGCAUCCCAUGUUUCCAUUCCACGAAGAUAAAAUAAAAUCUGAUGAUUAUGGUGAAAUUAUCAAGACUGAGGAUUACAAAUUGGCCGAUGCUGUUGCAGAGCCGGACGAUAAUAAAGAGAAUAUUGUUAUAAAGAAGGAGCAAACUGAGUUCAUAGCCGAGGUGCCGGAAAUUCCAACCAAAUGUAUUGUACUUAAUCGUACCGUUCAAGUAAACGCACAAGUGCAAUAUAUCGAUUUCGAAGGACGAUCCGACGGUGAAUCUUUGCUGAAAAUUCUGUCGCAACUGAAGCCUAGAAGAAUAGCUGUGGUGCGAGGAAACGAAGAAAGCACGUUUGCUAUACAGAAUUACUGCAAGGAGCAUAUAGAUGCCAGAAUUUUCGCACCUGCAAGAGGCGAAAUCAUCGACGCCACCAGCGAAACUCACAUUUACCAGGUUCGACUGACGGACGCUCUGGUGUCUCAGUUGAAAUUCCAAAAAGCCAAAGAAGCUGAGCUUGCUUGGAUCAACGCUCAAAUUGUACUUAGAGAAAGCCAACUAGACGCAAAACCGAUGACCAUUGAUAACGAACUAAUGGAAGUCGAUGAAGAAGAUUUGAAGACAUACGCGCUUGAACCCAUGUCAUGCUUGAAUCAAAUACCACACGACACAGUGUACAUUAACGAAUUGAAACUGUCAGAGUUUAAGCAGAUUCUGUCGAAAUCAAAUAUAAGUUCAGAAUUUUCAGGAGGUGUGCUUUGGUGCUGCAAUGGAACAAUUGCUAUUCGAAGGAUUGAGACUGGUAAAGUUAUUGUGGAGGGAUGCAUAUCUGAGGAAUAUUACAAAGUUCGGGAAUUGCUCUACGAUCAGUACGCAAUUUUGUGAGCAGUGAAAGUUUAGUUUUUCAGUUUUAUAGAAAAUGAAACUAUAUUUUUUUAUAAAGUUAUAUGAAUUCAAUGCUUUAAGAUGAAAUAUACGAUAUUAAUUUA
This is a messenger RNA of Nicrophorus vespilloides, 2579 nucleotides long. RefSeq names its product probable cleavage and polyadenylation specificity factor subunit 2 (gene CPSF2). The transcript is spliced from 9 exons. Gene Ontology annotation, cellular component: mRNA cleavage and polyadenylation specificity factor complex. Bases 259 to 2475 code for a protein of 738 amino acids. The record is from RefSeq and is a predicted model, not a curated record. Gene Ontology annotation, molecular function: RNA binding. Gene Ontology annotation, biological process: mRNA 3'-end processing by stem-loop binding and cleavage. Lineage: Eukaryota; Metazoa; Arthropoda; Insecta; Coleoptera; Silphidae.